AUGUUAAGUAGCAGACUGUUUACACGUUUAGAACUUAUAGCCACUGAGUGUCGCCGUUCAAUGAACAAAAUUUCUGAACAAAAAGCUUUCGGUGGCAUCCAGUUGGUUAUCUUCGGCGACUUUUUUCAACUUCCACCUGUUGUUCAUCCAUCUGAGUCUCAUAAUAAAUUUGCAUUCCAAUCAUCUUCUUGGGCUAAAUGUCGUUUUCGAGUUAUUGAACUUACUCACUCUUGGCGACAGUCCAAUGAUCCGAAGUUGGCGCAUUUACUGUCAGUAAUUCGUGAAGGUCAGUGUCCACAAUGGGCUGUGGAAAGAUUGCGAUCUCGUUUGGUUUCUGAACUGGUUAACGAUCAAAAUAAACCCAAAAUUAUAGCAACACGUUUAUGUACUCAUCGCGCAGACGCUGAUGCCUGGAAUCAACGCAAGUUAAGUGAACUGCCAGGUUCAUUUAAAGUUUAUCGAUCUCAAGACAAGGGAGUUGGGAAAGGUAUUUCAACCACAAUAGAUUCAUCUUGCCCAGCUCCUUCUGUACUGAAUUUAAAAGUUGGUGCUCAAGUAAUGCUACUAAGAAACUUGGAUACUAGCCGUGGACUUGUCAACGGAGCACGAGGCGUAAUAGAGAAGAUAAACAACGAUAAUGGUCUUCCUGAAGUUAGAUUUUAUUCUGCAAAAGCGAGUGGAUCUACUGGCAUCUUACAUGUUGUACAAAUGGAAAAGUGGACUAUUCGUGGGGUUGAUGCAGAAGAAAUCGCGAGUCGACGUCAAUUACCACUAACUCUGGCUUGGGCAAUAUCCAUCCAUAAAAGUCAGGGGAUAACAUUGGAAUAUGCGGAAUUAGCUCUGUCAAAGGUAUUUGAAUGUGGACAAGCCUAUGUAGCUCUUAGUCGGUGUCGUAAUUUAAAUGGCCUAUACUUACUCGAUUGGCGCCCUGAAGUGAUUCGUGCAGAUCCUAAUGUGAUAAAAUUUUAUGCGAAAAUUAGAGAGACCAAUAAUGAGAUUAAAAACAAGAUUAUAUGA
Molecule: messenger RNA, 1017 nt
Organism: Schistosoma mattheei
Lineage: Eukaryota; Metazoa; Platyhelminthes; Trematoda; Strigeidida; Schistosomatidae
Source: the annotation of a GenBank genome assembly